Messenger RNA from Ostrinia furnacalis (Asian corn borer), 2043 nucleotides. It is a transcript of the gene Ephrin, whose product is annotated as ephrin. Lineage: Eukaryota; Metazoa; Arthropoda; Insecta; Lepidoptera; Crambidae. Gene Ontology annotation, cellular component: plasma membrane. The record is from RefSeq and is a predicted model, not a curated record. The transcript has a single exon. Gene Ontology annotation, biological process: axon guidance; ephrin receptor signaling pathway. The coding region runs from base 460 to 1245 and encodes 261 amino acids. Gene Ontology annotation, molecular function: ephrin receptor binding.
ACCGCCGCGCGGCGCACGGCACGUACGAAACGCGUCUCUCGCCCACAAUACAAAGAACAUCCAAGUAUUGUAAAAAUCCGUCAUGUAUUGAUUAAUUCUGACAAUAUACUUACACAAAAAGUGUUCCCGCGGCAACUAGCAUCCAAAAUAACUAAUUUGUACCGGAAAAAGUGAACAAUCCGACGCGUUAAAACUCAAGCCACGUCUCGGAAUUCCACAUUUAUCGACGAAUAGAAUCUAACGUGAAACGAAACAUGGAGGACCCAUCGGUUGAGUGACGAAAAUUGAACUGUUUAAUAGUGUUUUCUGUGUGAAUUGUGUGUGUUAAACUAUGUUGGAACGGCCACAGUGGAUUUUAUAACUGGAAUAUGGAUUGGUGUGAGUGCGUACCCAGCAGGGUUUAGACGCCGAUUGUCCAACGCGAGUUCGAUCGGAUUAUGCGAGUUGGCUGAAGACAGAAUGGUGUCGCUAGCUUAUUUUGGCCUUCGGCAGACGCCUUGGACCUUAUUAGUGCUCAUAUUUUUCAUCGAAAGCGUGAUGGGGAACUACGCGAAGUCCUUCUACAUACAUUGGAACACAACAAAUAGUAUAUUCCGAAUAGACAACACCGAUCACGUAUUCGAUCUCAAUAAAGGCAAUGCCCAGUUCGAGUACGACCAAGUGAAUAUAAUAUGUCCAGUGUACGCUCCAGGGACGUUUGAGGAGGACACGGAGAAGUACAUAAUAUACAACGUUAGCAAAGAGGAGUACGAUACGUGUAGGAUAACGAAUCCGAACCCCCGUAUAAUAGCGAUAUGUGAUAAGCCUCAUAAGUUGAUGUUCUUCACAAUAACGUUCCGACCGUUCACGCCGCAGCCUGGUGGGUUGGAGUUCCUUCCAGGGAAGGAUUACUACUUCAUAUCCACGUCGAGUAAGGACGAUUUGCACCGGCGUAUCGGAGGCCGUUGUCUGACGCACAACAUGAAACUGGUCUUUCGUGUGUGCUGCAAGGCGGAGGACCAGUCGCCGGCGCCGCCGCCGCAGCCGACCUUACCGCCGCCGCCGCCGCCUCCGUCACCAUCAACCAGCACCACAACCUCGACGACAACGCCGAAGCCGGUCACGAAGAAGACGCACAAAUACGACAAGACCCAGAACGAGGUCGUCAAAAGCGAGGAGCUGUCUUACUCCCGCGGGGCGGCGCUGGCGUCGUCUCUGGCUCUUGCCCUGGCAGCGUCGGCGGUGCUGGCACCGUUGGCUCGGUGAAUGUGCGCCCGGGCGGCCCGACCUGCGCGCCCCGAUCUCCUCGCCAAGCCGUGUCCAGCCCACAACACGCAGACCCUGCAGUCUCUCCACCUUCGGCCAGACACUCUAGUGUUCACGUGAAUGUGCUGUGUUACAUUGUGGAUGUUGUAAGUAUAGGUCCACUAAGACUGACUUGUGACGGACGAUCCUAUCGCAAAGUUCCGAAUAGCAUAAGGACUGGAGAGCCUAAUUUUUACUAUUGUAACUAUUAUAAUAUUUGGCCUACUGAGUAAUCGAAAUAUUAAUAUACAACGGUGAAAUUGUGACACUGCGGUAGUUACGACGUUUAAAUCUAUAUAUAUAUAAAGAAUGUUAACAUGUAUGAUAAUAUAGGUUUCUUAAACCACUAGGAAUUAAACAAUUUUUAUAUUUUCAUUAAUGCAAUGAUGAAUAUUUGAUUAAGACUUAGGAUUCACGACGAAUCAGUACAGAAUUAAUUUAGGGGAAAAAUCUAUAUAGAACGGAAAAUUUAGGUAGCUUUUAAUUUAGUUCAAAAGACAUUAUAUUUUUUUUUCCCUACGACUUAUAAUUAAUUUAUGUAAAAAUUAACCUGGACAGGUUAUGAAUAAGUCCAGAGAAACUGUGAUUUUUGGUUUAUUUAGAAUGUAAAUUUUUCUUUAUGCUUUUAUUAUGUGAUAUAAAACUUUAUGUAUAAAACGUAUAUUAUUUCACUUAUUCAUUUACCGACUGAUUUAUGCAUUUCUGCUUUUUCCUAUUAUUUAUAUUCGACGAAAUAUAAUACAUCCAUUAUCUUGGGAA